Messenger RNA from Cyanidioschyzon merolae strain 10D, 1017 nucleotides. RefSeq lists its product as hypothetical. Gene Ontology annotation, molecular function: inositol-1,3,4,5,6-pentakisphosphate 2-kinase activity; ATP binding. NCBI's taxonomy places the organism in Eukaryota, Rhodophyta, Bangiophyceae, Cyanidiales, Cyanidiaceae. The transcript has a single exon. Bases 1 to 1017 code for a protein of 338 amino acids. The record is from RefSeq and is a predicted model, not a curated record.
AUGAGUGGUUCGAAACGUGGAAGCAACGCUUAUGAAGAAGCUCACGCAGACCUUGAGAGAAGAGAGCAACUCUGGAAAGUGCUUGCUCGCGGCUCAUCUGCUCUGCUUCUCACGUCGCCGAGGGACAGUAGGCUGGUGUUGCGGUUGCGGCUGGAGCGUUCUCUGGACUCAGAGCCCCUUCGACGCGCUGUUGAACGUAUCUUCGAACCGUUCGCCGUACGAAGAGAACGAGUGAACGAUUUCGCUGAGUACCAGCCGAAUCUGCUGACGCCAAUGGCGGUCUCCGAUCACGGUGCCGAACGAGUUCCUUUUCUCACUAUCGAAAUCAAACCGAAGAGGUGCGGUAGCUUUGAGCGUCUCUCCUAUCGCGCCUGCGAUCUCUUUGCAAAUGAUCUGGACCUCUGCCGCAGCGCGCUGCGCUCACUUCUCGAAGGCCCGCAACAGCUGCGAAAACUCCUCCGCCUGCACUGGUUGCACGGAGAGCAAUGCCUCUCUGAAGCGAUGCAGCGCUUUCGAGCCGGAUCGAGUCUAGUGGACUGGAUGGCGCGCGUUAUCCAGACAUCGCCCGCGCUUGCCAGAGUGCAUCGCGUUCAGCAACUUCACUCGUGUGACCAUGCGCUUGUGAAGCGUUUAUUCGAGCUUGAAAGAAGACGGUUGCUUUCAACGCCGUUUGGUAGACGCCUACGCAGUGGAGCGAGUCGUGAUGAGCGCCUAAGCUGGUUCGUGGGCAAGACUCUUGACAGACGAGCAGCGAUCUGGCUUGUCCAGAAUCAGUCGAUCAUCUGGUCGCAUAUCGAACUGAGCGCUGCAUCGGAGCCCGGGUCUGAUCAGUUUUACGCACUGUACAACUUGGCGUGCAUUGCGAACGACUGUUCCAUUCUCAUCCGAAUUGACGAGCAAGGCUUUGUGAUCGAUCAUACGAUCGUUGAUUUGGACUGCAAACCGUUCGUGCUAGAGCGGAUCACACGGAGGGCUAGCGUCUACGGCCGCGGUCUUUGUCCCCAUGAGGCUGGGUAA